This is a messenger RNA of Jatropha curcas, 1401 nucleotides long. Its product is annotated as caffeoylshikimate esterase. The record is from RefSeq and is a predicted model, not a curated record. Lineage: Eukaryota; Viridiplantae; Streptophyta; Magnoliopsida; Malpighiales; Euphorbiaceae.
UCAUACGUGCUCCCAAAAUCAAUGAAUUAAGUACUCAACCACCAACCAUCAACUACCUUCAAAUACGCACACAGAUACUCCUUCCCCAUCUCUCUCCAUUUUGCCUCUCCUCGUAUCCUCCGCACGGCGCACUUUAGCCUUAACAAACCAACAGAAAUGGCAGUGCGCCACCCAGUAGCGGAAGCCAACGAAGAAAGCCCGUUCGGAACACUCUCGCCAGCGGAAUUCUACUCCCGCCAUCGCGUUACUCACUCCUCUGAGUACAUAACCAACUCGCGCGGUCUAAAGCUCUUCACUCAGUGGUGGACCCCCCUCCCGCCAACAGAAAUCAUUGGCUGUGUAGCCAUGGUCCAUGGUUACACUGGCGAGUCUAGCUGGUUUGUGCAAUUGACUUCUAUUCUGUUUGCUCAAUCUGGUUUCGCUGUUUGUGCUAUUGAUCAUCAAGGCCAUGGUUUCUCUGAUGGCCUUGAUGGUCUGAUCUACCAUAUCCCCGAUCUUAAUCCCGUCGUCGAUGACUGUAUCCAGUUCUUUAAUCGCUUUCGGGAAACUCAUGCUCCGAACUUACCUGCGUUUCUGUACGCGGAGUCUUUAGGUGGAGCUAUAGCUUUAUACAUCACGCUCCGGCAGAAAGGCAAGUGGGAUGGGCUGAUUUUGAAUGGUGCAAUGUGCGGUAUUAGCGAUAAGUUCAAGCCUCCGUGGCCUUUGGAGCAUCUGCUUUUCAUAGUCGCGGCGGUUAUGCCUACUUGGCGCGUGGUUCCAACUCGCGGAUCGUUACCUGAUUUAUCUUUUAAGGAGGAGUGGAAACGGAAGUUAGCGGUAUCGAGUCCGAGGAGGAUAGUUGCGAGGCCUCGCGCCGCAACGGCUCUUGAGCUGCUGAGGGUGUGCAGAGACCUGCAAGGGAAGUUUGAGGAGGUGGAAGUGCCGUUGUUGAUUGCACAUGGCGGUGAUGAUUUGGUAUGCGACCCUGCGUGCGUGGAAGAGCUGCACCGACGCGCCACCAGUAGAGAUAAAACGUUGAAAAUUUACCCCGGAAUGUGGCACCAGAUUGUUGGCGAGCCGGAAGAGAAUGUGAAUUUGGUGUUUGGGGAUAUGAUGGAGUGGCUAAAAAGCCGAGCUGAACGUGCAAGGAAGGGUGGGGAUGUUAUACUUGCUGCUGCGGAAGGUGGUGGCGCGUGAUUGUUGUGGUUUUAGUAAGGUUAGACUUAAUGUUUUAAAUGUAUGCGUUGGGUAGCAACAUUAUGGUAGCCACAAAAGGGAAGGUAAGUCACGGAAUAGAAGUUUAAAUGAUGAAAUUUAAAAAUAAAAUAAUAAAUAAAAAAGGAAAGUAGUUGUAUUCUCCUUAUUUGUAGAUUGAUGAAAGAAUAUAAUUUCUGAUCAAAACAACUAAUCGCUUUCUCCAAA